Messenger RNA from Coffea eugenioides, 1663 nucleotides. Its product is annotated as G-type lectin S-receptor-like serine/threonine-protein kinase At4g03230. The record is from RefSeq and is a predicted model, not a curated record. Gene Ontology annotation, biological process: recognition of pollen. The transcript is spliced from 2 exons. NCBI's taxonomy places the organism in Eukaryota, Viridiplantae, Streptophyta, Magnoliopsida, Gentianales, Rubiaceae. Bases 71 to 1663 code for a protein of 530 amino acids.
UGUUAUUCAGUGAGAUUAAUUUUCUGUUUAGUCCAUUAAACGGCCAACACUUGUUGAUCUGCAAAACCAGAUGCAACCUGCGGCCAUCUCUCUGAGUUUCUUGUUACUUGUAGUACUGGAGACUAGUAACUUCCAAUCAUGUGUAGCAAGAGACACCAUCAGUUCUAACAGUUUAUUGCCAGGUGAUGGCACAACUAUUAUAUCCGCUGGGAAAGGAUUUGAACUGGGCUUCUUCGAUCCUGAAGAUAACAUUAAUACUGGAAGAUACGUAGGCAUAUGGUAUUACAACUUGAGUCCACGAACAGUUGUAUGGAUUGCCAACAGAGAUGCACCGUUACCAUAUGUACCUGGAAACUUUUUCAUAGGUGAAGAUGGCAAUCUCAAGUUGGUGGAUAAGAUGGGAACUUCAUAUUUCAAUACUACGCUUGAAAGAUCUAGCCCUGUUAACAGGACCCUGAAGCUGCUGGAUUCAGGGAAUUUGGUACUGAUUGAUGGGAGCUCAGGAAAUAUCCUAUGGCAAAGCUUUGCCGAACCAACUGAUAGUUUUCUUCCUGGCAUGAAGAUGGAUGGAGGUUUGAAGUUGGUUUCCUGGAUGGAUAUUGGCAAUCCUGCAACUGGGAACUUCACAUUUGAGCAAGAUCAAGAAAAUAGGCUGCACAAGAUCAUGAAGGGAAAAAUAGAACCGCACUGGAAAAGUGAUCAAUCAGGUUCUGAUGAACUGCCUUACUUUGUGGCCUUCUUCUUAUCGAAUUUUAGCCGUAGUGUUGAACAGGCUACUUAUAUAUCUUCCAGUGCAUAUUCUUCAAAUAAUCCUGGUUCAGCAAAUACUAGCUUAAACUAUUCGCAAGCACUAGAUUCUUAUGCAAAUACUAGGUUGUUGAUGAAUCCCUCUGGAGAGAUACAGUUUUACCGUCGGGAACAGGAUGGAUGGUCAUUGAUGUGGAAGGAGCCCCAUGAUGCGUGUAGUGUCUAUAACCCUUGUGGUAAUUAUGGUAGCUGUAAUCUCAAAAGUGGGGGUUUGAAUUGUGAUUUUCUGCCAGGAUUCAAGCCCGUCUUUCCUGAUGCUUGGAAAACUGGAGAUUUUAGUGGCGGUUGUGAAAGGGAGUUGCAUAUAUGCAAUAACACCUCCAAACCAGACACAUUCUUCAAUUUGAAGUUGAUGAAAGUGAAGAAACCGGACAUCCUAUAUGCUGCGGACAGCGAGGAUACGUGCAGACAGGAGUACUGUCUCAGCGAUUGUGCAUGCCAGGCAUACUAUUAUGCUGGAUUUGACAAUCGAAGUCGAAAUAAUGGUGGUGGAUCUAGUUGCUUGAUUUGGACUUCUGAACUUACUAAUUUACAGGAGUAUGUUGAUGGUGGCCACGAUCUCUCAAUUCGUGUACCAGUUUCUGGUAUAGAAAAUCUGGCUAAUACAAACCAGUCAGAAGGGACAAGCUCAAAACGUGAAAAUCCAUCAAUAUCAGUGACUCUUGUCACUGUGAUUAUUGUUACCACAGUGAUUGCUGUAGUUUUACUUGCUGGCACCUUAACCUGCUCCUUUUACAGGAGGAUCAUAGCAAAAAGAAAAGGUGUCAAUGUGGCAAACGACCCUAAUUACGCAACCAUUUUUUGCACUCUGGUUCAAACAUUUUCCAAGGUAGAUAUAAAUCUAACUUGUGCUUAA